AAGGAAAAGACCGCUCUGGUGAAGAAAAGCACCGACCUGGAACAGAAAAACACGGUCCUGGAGAAGGAAAAGACUGAUCUGGUGAGGAAAAGCACUGACCUGGAAAGGGAAAAGACCGCUCUGGAGAAGAAAAGCUCUGCCCUGGAGAAGGAAAAGACUGCCUUGGAGAAUAAAACCACCUCCUUGGAGCAGAAAAACAUGGUCCUGGAGAAGGAAAAGACCGCUCUGGUGAAGAAAAGCACCGACCUGGAACAGAAAAACACGGUCCUGGAGAAGGAAAAGACCGCUCUGGAGAAUAAAAGCACCUUCUUGGAGCAGAAAAACACAGUCUUGGAAAAGGAA
Molecule: messenger RNA, 342 nt
Organism: Poecilia latipinna (sailfin molly)
Lineage: Eukaryota; Metazoa; Chordata; Actinopteri; Cyprinodontiformes; Poeciliidae
Product: microtubule-associated protein 1A-like
Exons: 1
Source: RefSeq, a predicted model, not a curated record